AUGGAUAUAAGACGUUAUUGCGCUAAAGCUAGGUCGUUACCUGAAAGUAACGUGCUGUAUGGCUUGCGUACAGUGUCAAAUGAGCAAGAGCCAUUGCAUCGGUGCCCGAAUUGGAAGAAGGAUGUAGUUGAUGUCAAGAGGGUAAAUGAUCAAAUCAUCUCUAAUAAAUUUGUAGGGGAAGGAGGUACUUUUCAUGUGAUUAGCGUCUAUGCACCACAAGGGGGUUCGAACGAGCAACACAAGAUAAGGUUUUGGGAGGAUCUUGAGAGUUUGGUCCAAGACAUACCUUCGAGAGAUAAGAUUUUUGUAGGAAGAGAUUUAAAUGGCCAUGCUGGAAGAGAAGUGAUUGGGUAUGAAAGUAUUCACGGAGGCCAUGGUUUCGGGGUGGUCAAUACCGAGGGUAAAAUUAUUUUAGACUUUUUCUCAAUCUUUGACCUUCUCAUCGCAAAUACAUCUUUUUAA
Molecule: messenger RNA, 462 nt
Organism: Arachis stenosperma
Lineage: Eukaryota; Viridiplantae; Streptophyta; Magnoliopsida; Fabales; Fabaceae
Exons: 2
Coding region: 1-462 (153 amino acids)
Biological process (GO): chromatin remodeling
Cellular component (GO): nucleus
Source: RefSeq, a predicted model, not a curated record